AUGAAGGGCGAGGCAGGGAGGAGCCCCAAGGGGGAGCCGCCCAUCGAGGUGUAUCUCCAAGUGUACCAAAAGAUAAGCAUCUACUACGAGUGUGCAAUUAACGAAGAGGAGAGAAAAAAUAAAAGAAUGUUGAAGAAAAAUAAAAGUAUUCAAGAAUUGAAACAAAUACAGAAAGAGUUAAUCGAUUUCUUUGAUCAAAAUGUGGAGCUGUUUUCAAACCCCUUUCAUUUCCUACAAUACCAAGAGGAGGAUGUGAACAAAAAUGACCUAAGAAAUUACAUCACGGAUAAUUACUCCUACUUAUUGACCUAUAUGGAAGAUAUAAUAAAGUGUUCUGUGAUGCUUAACCGAAGUGCAAGGUGUGUAUGCUCCAUGUUUAAUGAGGUAUAUCAACGAAUUCAAAAGGAGUGUAUAAAAAGCGAAAUGACAAAAUCGGAAUUUAUUUGUGAAGUUUUUAAGUCCUGUAUUGAAAAGGAAAAUUUAAUCAUUAUGAUAUUUUUUACCAUUUUGAAUUACCUGAACAGAAAUGAGAAAGUCGGAGUGACUACGAAAUAUGGACGGUUCAGGUCGUCCAAGAAUAAUGAGUACUACAGUGAGGAGAGGGAAGAAAAUUUCACAGACAUGGAGGGGAGGAAGCGCCCACAGGGGGGGGCGGACGCAGCAGGCGGGGAUGACGCAGCAGGCGGGGAAGACGUAACAGGCGGGGAAGACGGAACAGACGGAGCAGACGGAACAGACGCAGCAGACGCAGCAGACGGAGCGGACGCCGACGAUGACGACUUAAGGACGUCCAGCGGAGCCACCUCCUCGUCCAACAACUCAAUCAGCAGCCUGCGUAUGCCAAGGAGAGUCUCCAGGGAGUACAACUCCAGCACGAGAAUUAACGGAGAUAGAUUUUCCCUUUACAUUUUGAUCCAACUGAUAGAAAAUGAUCUCGUAGAAAACAUACUCUCCGAAGUGGAAAAAAUUUUAAAAUUUCUAAUAAAAUACGAUGAUAUUUGUAUUAAAAUGGAUUACGUUUUUAGUUACAAAGCUCAUAAAAUCAACGUUCUGUUUAACCUGGUGGAUAUCCUUUUUUUAUAUUUUUCAAAAUUUCAAGCCACGAGCACUCACGUCACGAGUUUAUUUAAGCUCAUUAACCAUGUGGUGUCGGCAAAGUACUUCGAUUUUGUGACUACAGAUCAUUACGUGAAGGAGUUGGACAGCCUUCUCUUUGUUCACGCGAGGAAGAAAAAGAAAAAAUUUUUCAAAUACUUGAGGACUGUUCGUAAUAAUAAAUUCGUUUCCCAAAUGGAGGAGUACUACCGAUUGGAUAUGCCUGUGGAUGCAGUUGGACAGAUAGGCCCAAUGGAGGCGAUCCCUUUUGGCAGUCAGCAAACGGGUGUUACUGCUCACAGUGGGAAUAGUGGGACUGGCCCCAUUUUGGGAAACUUUCUUGGAGGGGCGGAGCAGAGGCCGUUUGGAGGGGCGGAGCAGAGACCUUUUGGGGGGGCGGAGCAGAGGCCGUUUGGAGGGGCGGAGCAGAGACCUUUUGGGGGGGCGGAACAGAGGCCUUUUGGAGGUGCUCCCUUAAGUGGGGGAAUCCCCGCGCAGGGCAACGUCCCGAGCAUCUUAAUAAAUGGCCAGGAGGGGGGCGCACCAGGAGGUGCAGCAGGGAGUGCACCAGGGAGUGCACCAACGGGUACACCAGGAAGUACACAGACAAACGCACAGACAAACGCGCAGGCAAACGCCCCAGCAACCGCGCUGCAGAACUAUGGGAGCGACUUCCCGGGUGUGUUUCCCCCUCCAAAUGCGUCGCGGGACGGAAGGCACAAGCUGUAUGAGCAACAGAGCGACAAGCUGAGGAACAACCACUACCUGAACCGAUGCCUAGACUGCCAGGGAUACUGGUACAACUGCAACUGUAGCUUAAACGACUUCGACAUGUCCAGCCUAACCCUAACGACGCAGAUCAGCCUGCUCCUCAUACUGUGCCUACACCCAAACGUAGAAAAAUAUGUGUACGAGAAAAAAAAAAAUAUCGUUGUAGAGGAGACCUCCCCCAGCAAAGAGGAUGUUACUUACCUACUCGAAAGGAAAAAGGAAAAAAUUAAUUUUGAAAGUUUUUACUAUCCUGACACGUGGAGGUAUAACUGUAUGAGUUCACACAAGGAGUUGAAGCAUCUCAACAGUUUGAAGAAUACCUACUCGGUGAGUUCCUCCUUCAUAAAGCAAAACGUGUCACAUUAUUAUGCCUUUUUUACUAAAAUCAGUGAGGAGGAGAAGAGAAAGAGGAAGAACACAAAGAAUGUUGAGAGGAUGGGUGGGUCAAGACAAACGUCAGCAGAACAACAUUUUCAAGCUGAUGAUUUUUGGAAAUGUGCAAGUACAUCCGAAGUAGGAGAAGUAUCAAUGGAGGUAGAUCCAAAUGUGAUAAUUUUACGAUUUGUUGUGAGUUUAUUCACACACAAUAAGGAAGAAAUUUUUUGGGCCAUCUUCGAAGGGAACUUCUUCAGAGUCAUUUACGACGUGGUGCUUAAAAAGAUAUCAAGUGCUACUCUUGUUGGCACCCUCAUGUUUCAUCUCUUUCACAGUUUGUUCGGAUACUCCUUUAUAAAAAAUUCUCGCACGACGGACCUUUGGAAUGCUUUCAUAGAUUUUCACAUAAAGAAAGACUUUCAAAUUAGGCGGAGGAAGAAGGGGGAGGUAUCUCUCGAAAGGGGAGUACCCCGAGUGGGGGUGGACCACACGUCUCCCCUGGAUCACGCGUCUUCAUUGGGGCAUUCCUCUCCCCUGGAUCACGCUUCUCCCCUGGAUCACGCUUCUCCACUGGGGCAUUCCUCUCCUGUGGAUCUGCUCUCCGGGGAGGGAAACCACUCAGACGAGGCGCUCCUCCUCGUGGACGCGUCCGAUUUUUACAGGCCCCGGAGAGGAAAGGGGACCUCCUUCCGAGAAGAAACAACCUCCCAAUACGGACCAAAUAACAUUAUACACAUAUACAAGCGAAAGGGAGAGUACAUUAUCGACGUGCUGACUUUUUUGAAGGUCCUUUGUAAUAACUACCCCCGAUUGGUAAAAAAAUAUGUUUGCAUUUUGAAGAGCGUAAUUAAUCGAUACCAUUCCCGUAUUAUGGAAUUUUCUCAAAUGGAUGAAGCCGUUUUUCACCACAACGUUGACCAUCAAACGAAUGAGUAUGCCACGAGGAAGGGAAGUAGCGACUUCGCGCAUCUAUACAACGUGAAGGAAAAUAAUUUAGCCAACAUUAAUGAAGAAAGGAGAAUAAUCAUCAUGAGAUAUAAAAAUUUAAAAAUAAUUGCUGAAGAGAAAAUGAGAAUCUGCUUGGAUUUUUAUUCCGACGUUUUUGUAAACGUCCUAGAUUUUGCAUCCGUUUUAUGUAACAACCUUUACGAUCUCAAAGUGAUCGAACAUGUGGUUCUUUGUUUCAAGACUCCACUAACGGCAAAUCUGAAUAUAUUCAAUCUGACGAAGAAGCUAUAUAGUCAGUUUGUCUCUACUCUCCAUGGCAAGUAUAACGAAUUUUCAAAAAUUUCAAAUCAGCAGCAUAUCUAUGAAAGGACAAAAAAUAAUGACAGGAGUAACAAUAUCCUUCAUUUUUUGGAUGACAGAAAUUUUAUGAAUGGGAGUAAAUUUAUUGAGAAGGAUUCCUACAGGAGUGUCUUAAACGGGAGGAUUUUUUCAACUCCAUCUGUGGAUGGCUCAAGCGGAGGUGGAGGGGUGGCAGGCUCUACUGCGUUUCGACCUACAGGAUUAUCUACACAUGGUGGAGGAGGCCACCUCGUAGGAGGGAAUGGUGAUAACAACAACAGCUGCUAUGUCACCUACCUGCACUACUUCAAAAUUCUGCUUAUUGAAAAAUUGUUUGAGCAGAACAACGCUUUGAAGGCCAUUUUGAAGAACCACCAAAUAAUGGAGUAUCUACAGAACAACAACGUUUACCUGAAUAACCUCAUAAAGGAGAAUGCAUUCGUGGAGAGACACUUGGUGGAACGUGGCGUGUUCAAGUAUGACCGUGCCAAGUACGAGGGGUUCUGCAAGAGGCUGUCUCUGCAGAGGGACCAGCACGCGGGGUGCGUGCGCGAGGCCAGCCGGCUGCUGCAGGAUAUCGAGCUGGGUACGGAGAAGCUGCGUCCCUUCGCGGGCUGCAAGUUGGUGCAGAGCGGGGCGCCGGUCGCGCCGGUCGCGCCGGCCACUCCAGCUGCCUCGAACGCGGCCAACGCGGUUGGCGCGGUUAACGCGGCUGCUUCCACAGCUAACGCCUCCACCACCGCUAGCGCCACUGCCAGCGGCGCCAACGCGGACACCCCCCUGCUGGUGAAGAUCCUCGAGCAAGAGAACUGUAUCGACUACCUGCUGGAGGAAAAUAAGCUGACGGAAAAUCUACUGCGAGAAAAUAAUUUCCUCAAAUGUGAGUUUAACAAGCAGAACAUAGUGGACGUACUGUUCCGAAACAAAUUGGACGAGGCGCAGCUGGAAGGGCUGAAGACAGUCACACAGAACGAGUACGACGUGAAGCAGAUCUUAGAGUACGAGGAGAAAAUAAAAAGCAUCAGUAAGAAUAAUGAUGGGUCGUAUAACAACAAGGAGGCAAUCAAAAUAUUUUUCGAGGAAAACAAAAACGCGAUAGAUUUCUUUCUAGAUACUAAACCUAAAGUGUCUAUGUUUAAGGACGAUGAUUUGACCUCCACUAAUGAAAAUAUUAUGAAUCGAGCGAAAGUGAUUCUCAAAAAUGAAUUGCAGAGUGAGAGAAAAGGAAGCAAUAUCGAUGCAAGGUACCUUUUAGCAAACAUUUUUGAGCAGAAUGUGUAUCCAUAUAACUGCUUGAAGAUGUUGGAGAAGUGCCUCCUGUUCCUCUCCUCUGUGAACAAUAACAAGCUCUGCUACUACCUGCCGAUUAAUAAAAAUCUCUUAAUUGACUACAUCCUGCUGGAGCAGUACGAGGGGGGAGCCACCGGAGUAGGAACCAGCGGUGGAGGUGUUGGCGGCGUAGGAACUAGCGGAGGAACCAGCGGAGGAGGCAUUGGCGGCGGACCCAACUCCAUGAGCGUGGAAAGCCUCAAAGCGGAGCUGAAGAAAAGCACACAGUACCACCUCGAACACGACAACAAUCUAUUUAAAAAAAAAAACCGAAAGUACAAUAAUUUAAUUUCCCUUGUCGACACAGAAAAUAUGAUCAACACAACAAAUUUUAAAAAUAUAUUUAUUCACAAUUUGAAUCCAAAAAAUAAAACAAAUGAAGCAAAGGACAAGAAUAUCAAACACUACAGAACCAUGCACCUAUUGGAUAUAUUGUACGAUAUUAUUACAACCAAGUAUAACUCCCAAAUUGAUAUCAUCGAUUUGAAAUGCCUUUCUUUAGAAAUCCUUUGCUCCAGCUUUGUGAAAAACUCGUCAUCUGCUUUAUCCGUUCUGUGCACCCUUACGGAUGUCUUCCCUGAUCUGUUGUUCGAAGCUACCAAGAGAUAUAAUGAACAGAAUGACCGAGUGAAGAAACACUUCGAAAAAAUGGAUAGAUUAGUCUCUUUGGGACAUCUUAAAAGUAACACUUUGGAUAUCCUAGCCAGUAAUUUCACUACCCCCUACUUUAAUCUCAAAAUUAUUAUCACCUUUAUGAAAUGUGUAAAUUUUUUACUCUACAUGAUUGGUAUUAAAAGAAAAUUUAAUCUAUCCCUGACUCGAAUUUGGCACUUCUUCAAUAAUAUAGAUAAGAUUGAUGAGAUAGACCGGAAGAUACGACGCAGGCAGGAGGAGCAGCACCAGGGAGGAGGAGCAGCAGGGGCAGGGGCAGCGGCAGGAGGAGCAGCAGCAGCAGGAGGAGGAGCAGGAGGAAGAGGCGGGGGGCAGGACCACCGGAGGAAGGGCUACUACUCGGACCACCAGGGGGAUGCCUACCGCGGCGGGAGGAAAACGCACAAAGGAAAGAACUACAUCUUUUUCGAUAUUUUUUUCAACUUUGACCGAUUUUUUGACGAGCUCUACACGGAGGAUGAGGAGGAGGAAGAGGAGCCUGAAGAAAAUCAGGGGGACUGUCCUGGCAGAGAGGACGGGGAUCGCUACGACCAACAAGCUGUCCAAGGCGGCGGAGCAGCGAAGCGGAAGAAGAAGCACUCCAGUAAUGUAGCUCUUGGUCUUGGAGGUGGAACGCAAAGCGGUGGACACCAAAACGGCGGAAGCAACAACGCAGUAGGAGCAGCUGGAGCAGCGGGAUGGAGCCUGGGUGGGCGGAAUCAAAAUACAGACCCACAGCAUGACGAUAAUGACGACGUGUAUGAAAAUUGCUUGAAAAAAAAACUAAUGAUUGGGGACUAUGAAAAAAACGUGUGCAAGCAUUUAAUCCUACUCACCAACUACGUAGUCCAAAACGUAUUCUACAAUCUCGUAAACAAUUUUGUGUUAAAAAAAAUUAGGGAUAAGAAAUACGAAAAUGAAGAUCAGCUAGAGGAGAAUAUAAAGUGGGACUUCUUUAUGAACCGACAAGAAAACUCGCUCUUUAGAAGGAGAUACAACUACUACAUGCAGAAGUCAAAAAAUAUCGAAGCUCAAAUUAUCAAAUUGCAGAACGAAAUUCAUGUCAACACGACGAGCAUUUUGCAGAUGGAACAGUUACUAAAGCAGAAUGCUAUUCCUUUUGAGCCAUAUGUUCUUGCGCAGAGAAUGCUGAACAAGUCCUUUGCCGAAGUGGGGACAGCGACAACUGCGCUUGGGGCGGCAACCCCUGCGGCGAGCUUCUCAUCAUUCAUGUCCGGCGGGACGCUUAACAAAGGAGCGGCAGUGGGCACCACGGGUGGUCUAUUUAACACCCCAACGAGCGCCCUAGUAACGAACAGCAGCACGAACAAACCAGCAGGCGGAUCUUCCCUCUUCGGAUCCAACAUGACCUCAUCCACAAGCUUGUUCGGCCCGUCGAGUAGCACAAAUAGCGGCGCAUUUGGGUUCAAUCAAAGCGGGGCUGCGUCCAACAGCGCCUUGCUCAGCAACACGAACAAGCUUUUUAGCAGCCAAGCGGGGGGCACAUCAAACCCGAUGCUUCCACAAGGAGGAGCCUCCUCAGGAGUAGGUGGAUUAGGCCAGGCAGGUCAAUUAGGCGGAGUAGGAAGAAGUCUCUUCGGAGGCACGCAGCAGAGCGGAGGCAACCUCCUCGGGGGCGGCAUCUCGUCGAAUCAGCAAUUUUUGCAGAACAGCGGAGGCUCUCAAUUUACAAAUGCAGCAUCUAGUGGCGUCAACAAGCCCAGCUUGUUCACCCCAGUUAGCCAAAACAGCGCCUUCCCGAGCACCUCCCUCGCGAGCACGUCCCUCGCGAGCACAUCCCUACUCUCGGGCACCAACAGCAACACAUCCAACUCGUUGUUCAGUACGAAUAGGACAGGUACCAAUGCAUCGUCGAGUAGCUUUCUUAGCGGCAGUGCAAACACGAACAGCUUGUCUAAUCCGAUGACGCAAAAUAACGCAGCGAGCAGCUUCGCAAAUGCUGUACCACCAGGAAGGGAUCAAAGUCAGAGUUCUAAUUUUUUUAUGCCUUCACAGAGCACAGGCUUGUUUUCACAAGGGGCGGGUACUUCCUUGAGUAGCAACCCCAUGCAGAACCAGAUGAGUAACCAAGGAAUGCAAUCAAACUCGGGAUUUUCCUUUAUGAACAAGUCUCCCGCUUUAGGUAGUGCCGUCCCAGGAACAGCCACGUCCUCCCCCUUUACGAGUAUGUUGGGAGGAGGGACCACCCCCUUGUCCAGCAUGGGCAUGGGAAGCGGCAUGGGCAUGGGCAGCGGCAUGGGCAGCAGUCUAAGUGGAGGCACGUUAUUCGGGGGGGGCCUAUCCGGCAUAAAUAACUCACUGGGACAGAACAACGCAGGGAAUUUCGGCACCACCAUCGGAACGAACAACAGUCUGAACCUUUUUUCAGGACAAACGAAUUCGUCUCUGCUGUCCGGCCAUCAGGGUGCUCUCCAAGGGACGGGCCUCUUUGGAAGUGCCAACUCGUUUGGGAUAACCUCUCAGCUAGGAGGACUAGCCGGAUCGGUCCAGAACGUGGAACAGCUUAAAAGCCUUUACGAAAAAUUGAAACUGAAGACCAACACACUCUACGCAGAGGUAUACAAGUACCGAUACGAGUUGAAAAAAAACGAAUAUAAUUUGCUCAAGGAAAAAAAGAUCCAAGUAAUUAAAGAAAAUAAAAUGAGAGAGACUAAGAGUAAGGCAGACAUAAACUUCAAGGAUAAAGAAAUGUAUGUCCUGAUAGUGUUAGUGUUUAUGUAUUUUAAGUUAAUUUUGAAGGGACCAUUACCCGUGAGUGAUAACAACAGAAGCAUGAACAGAGUGAUGAAUGAGAGGUUUGAUUUUUCUUGCGACUUCAGACCGACGAUGUAUCUAUUUGAUCAGAUUUUAGGAGAAUCGAACAAAUUCAUGAGUAUAUUCCUGAAUGUAAUUUUCCUUGAUAACAUAAUGCAUGAGGAGAAUCGGGCUCUACAGGAGAUGAUUCUCAAAUGCAAGAACUAUGUGGACUACAUCAGUGUGUGUGGCCAGCGGAGGAGCCUCUUCCUCAGGAGGGGCGGGGCAAGCAACAUUAGCGCGGCUUCUGGCGGGGCAAGCAACAUUAGCGCGGCUUCUGGCGGGGCAAGCAACAUUAGCGCGGCUUCUGGCGGGGCAAGCGACCAUAACCAGGCUGCUAAUGGGGGAAGCGACCUUAGCGCGGCUACCGGUGCGAAGAGCGACGUGUUCAGCUCAGCCACGUGCCAAGUCUACUACGAGAAGAAGAUGCAGUACCUCACGUGUUCCUACUCGAAGGGAUUCUACACCUCCCUGUUCCUUUGCAGAAUGAAGGCCCUAGGGUUAGACAUCCUAAAAAUUCUCUUCGAGCGAGACGUGCUGUUCAUCCAUAUGUAUACCCUCUGGAAAAAUGAAAAAAUGCUACACAAAAAAAUUGACAAAUUCCAUUUAGACAUCAACCUGGUGGAAGCGAAUGGUAUGAAGACUGAGGGUACGACCUCCGCGAGCACAGGGGGAAGGGUAGCCAAUAGGGCACCUUCAGGAGCAAGUGCAGGAGGAAUGGGAGGUAUAGGAGGAAUGGGAGGAACUGUCGGAGGAGCCGGCGGAACGGCCGCCGCCCAAGCUGAUGGAGACGGAGGAGAAACCCAUACAGGAAAAGACAUCAGCAUGACCGAAUCGUUGUGCACCCCAAUGUGCGUCCACAAUUUCUUGUUCAAAAAUAUUAACGUAAAUUCCAGGACGACCUACCUUGUACUUCUGUUGAAAAAUUUCCUGAGAACAAAAGAAAUGGAUAAAAUAAUCAUAUAUCUCAUUCUGCAGAUUUUUAUCCGAGAUUGUAGAACCACAAUUAAUAUCCUCAAAAGAGACAAAGAAUCCUUUAAUUUUCUGAAAUACGCUUUGCGUACCAUUUUUACAUUUCACCUGAACAGGCAGAAGUUCAUUAACUGUUAUGUCAUUUCGAAUAGGACGAUUAAGAUGGAAAAAAUUGUACAUAAUUUUGUGGACCUUCCUCUGUUGUACUUGCUAAGACGGUCUCCUAGCCGUAGGGGAGGCGGGGGAAGUGGAGCCCCUUUUGUGAAUGCCAAACUGAAAAGGAGACUCGCUACCCAGGGAGGGGGAGGGAUGAUGCGCAGUAAGGAAGUGCUGAACACUACUAACUGGUUAAGUUACUUGAAAAAUCAGAAGGAGAGAAAUGGCGGAGCUGUGGAAGAUGAGGAGAGUGACCCUCGUGAUGAAUGUGCAGAAGGUCAUCUACCUGGUGGGGGAGGGGCACCCCGAGGGGCGAAGUUUCGCUCAGGAAGGAAAAGACCAACGGCCAUGGGCAUGGCUGCAGAGCACCCAGUUAAUAGAGCAGGAAUGCAGAAGAACUCCCAUAGGAGGGGGGGAGGAGCAGAUGCCUAUAUGGAUUACAAUGAUGAAGGAGGAGCAAACCGUGAUGAACAGGAUGAGCAGGAUGAGCGGGGCUAUGCUGAUGAGAGCAACUCGUAUGGAGACACGGAUCAGUAUGACGAUGCUGAAGGUGAAUACGAUGAGGGGAGUUACUCAUCAGAUGGGGGAAGUUACUCAUCAGAUGGGGGAAGCUACUCUCCAUAUGCCGGUGGAAGCCACUCUCCGUAUGGCGGUGGAAGGCACGCUCAGGAGGAUGGCCUCUCCUACGACGACAGCGAUGAAGACGUGGAUGGGGACGACUUGGUGAAGAAGGACCUACUCUACCUGAGCGAUAAUGUCUACGCAGGGGGCAAAAGCAGAGGAAGGGAAUUAAAAAGGUCAUACAAACCCGAGAGACGACGCCUCUCCUCCAGAAGGAGAAUGAGACAACCCCAAAUGGAUGACGAAUUAUUAACCACCUAUCGACGUCUAAAGUUGAAGAAAAAAAAACAGAUGAAGUACAUGUAUGAUUACCUCUCGGAUAACGAUAUAAUAGAUACCAUAAAGAGUAAAAAAAUUUGCGUUUUUUAUGACAAUAAAGAAAAGGAAGAGGAUAAGGACAACCUCAGUUUGUAUAACAUAAAUUGCGAAGAAAGUAAAGACUACUACUGUAGGGAAGACUACUAUAGGGAAAUAAAAUCGCUUGACUCUAAGGUGGUGGGAUAUUGCAGCUCGUACAAUUUUCUCCCUAUUAACAAUUUCUACACGGAGAAGUACGACUUUUUGGAGACCGAGCUCGUGCACGUGAGCGAUCUCAGACUCUACCUCUAUGUCAAGUCGUUUAAGCGCCACGCGUACUUUAAGAGGCUGCUCAGGAUAGAGAACGCAGUCGGCGCGGGAAGCGGUGGGAGCGAUGGAAGCGGUGGAGGAGGAGGAGAAGGAAGACAGGACGCGCCGACUGGCUCACCGAUUGGCCCACCGACUGGCUCACAGAUUGGCUCCCCACCUACCGCGAGCAAAGCAAACCCCAACGCGCAGGAACAAAAGGGAGGGAAAAUCCCAGUGGGGGUGGGAAGCGGCGUGCAAGGUGGUCGCGGUGGUCACGGCGUGCAAGGCGAUCAUGGCGGUCACGGCGGUCACGGCGGUCAUGGCGGCCUUGUGGCCCCCCCCAACGCGCAGGAAGAAGCCCAGGCACUCGCCAACCAACGCAACAGCUACGACCAAACGGAUGAGGCAAAAGAUAUAGAAAGGACGAUCGAGAGGGAGUUAAAAUUUUACGAUUUUUUCAACCGACUUAACAAAUUAAACGAAAAUAUGUUGUUUCCUAGCCAUUUUCAAGACAGCAGAGACGAACACAUGAAGUACGUUGAUCACAUAAAAAAAUCGAUUAGUGGUGAAAGGGAUAUUUAUGGCAAGGCAUACCAAGAUAGCAGCUUGCUUGUUCCGAUAAAGGAGCUGCUGAAAGAGAAGAAGGAGGAGGCAGCCAAAACGCUCAGCACAGAGAUGACGAGGAAACAAAUUUUAUUGAAUAACGAACUGUGUGAAUGGAUAGAACUCAGUCACCUUGUUAAUGUCGACAUUGACUACAACGACAUAAGAAGACUCAACAAAAAUCGGGUCCUCAACAAUUACAGUAAAAUUUCCAUAACGAAACUUAUUCUUUAUUUUUAUGAAGUGCUUACAAGAAAAUUUCUUUUCCUGAACAACUCAGACUCACUGAUUGAGAAUUGCGUUCUGUCUCUCCUCGGUUUGUCUUUCAUUCCAGCUAAGCACAGUGACAAGAAGAAUGUACUCACUACCGUCGAUGAGGGCAUGGAGAUGGAACAGCAGUGCUUCCUCAGCACCAUGAUCGACAGUGUCAUCGUGGACUUUUCCUCCUUCGAGAGUGUGAGGGAGUUGGUGCACGUGGAUUACCGCCCCAGGGAGGAGCAGCAGCAGGUGGAAGGGGUGGAGCAGGUGGAAGGGAUGGAAGGGAUGGAAGAGGAGGAAGAGGAGGAGGAGAUGGAAGAAGAAGAAAUGGUGAGCAGUUAUGCUGACUCGCGCCUCCCCAAAGUGAAGCGCGCGGAUACGUCCCUCAGGGAGGCCUCCAAAAAACGAACCAAACCCACCACCACCAAAGAAAGAAAAAGCGACUACUACAAAAAAAAUAUCCACCUGAACAGCCUGAACAACUGGAGACAAUACAACAUAUUCGAGAAGAACUCCUACCUGACCAAAAGUCUUAACAUAAUAUACAUGAUUGUAAAAAAUAAAAAAAUAAAAGAUUACAUAAUUUUUCUGAUAACUACCAUGUGGGUAAAUAAAUUUAAUGUGUUUUAUUAUCUGACCCAAAAUGUAGAUAUACAUAAAUUAAAGGACACAGAAAAAAUAAUUUUUUUUAGAAUUUCAUUCCAUAUGUUAAAUUUGUUUGUUCCCAUCAUUGACCAUAUAUUGAAUAAUAUUGACAAGUACGUGGAGCAGUUCAUGGAUAUGGAUUUCUCUCUUGGGGGUGAAGAAGAUGGAGAGGAAAGAAACGACGACAAGGGUGGAUUGGUUCCAGGUGAAGCGCAGUACAGGAAAAAGGAACAGAAAAAAAAAGAACAACAGGGACGAGAAGGUCAGCGGGGACAAAGAAAUGUGAACCCAUUUGACUCCAUCGUUAAUGAAAAUAAUUUCAGUGAAAAGAAGACCCUCUUCGAGUUCCUGAACCCUAUCUUCAAUUGUGAAAAUGCGAAUAAUUUUGUGAGUCACUACCUACACAUGAUCAAAAAUUAUAACAAUAGCUAUUUGAAGCACUACAUUUAUCACUACUAUUUGUUUAAUUACGAUUUUCACUUUCAGAGUGUGUUCAAUUUUUCCAAUGUUGAAUUUUUGCACUAUGUGAAGAGUGACACUGGUGCGCAGUCGGAGGGGGUGCACCUCUCCCUGGAGAGGAACGUCCAUGUGUUGUAUACCAGCAUCAUCAACACGUAUGUUAAUUUUUGCGGCGUUGGCGGUGUUGGCGGUGUUGGCGGUGUUGGCGCCGGGGGGGUGGCCGCGUCUCUCAUGCGGAAGUACGACGACCCCCUGUCGCAGGCUGACGUUUUGGUCGAGCUGGGCCCAGACGGAGUGCCCUCCCCAAGUGGCCAUGACGAGAACGAACAUGUGGAAGAUGCCCAAAGGAACAACCAUCUGAACGGUUCAGGCAAAAAUUUCAACUUUGAGCAUUUGAAUGAGAUUAUAGGGAAUAAGACCUACCUGCGGAGGUUCCUGAACAGGUACUACCUGAACAGAUACCACCUGAACCGGAGUUGCCUGCAGGGAGGUGGUGACCAGGUCACCCGCAGGAGGAGGUCCUCCAAGGGGCCCGCAGGACGCACAGAUAAGCGGGGGAGAAGCCGUAGACAUAGGGGCAGACGCAGCGGAGCGGAUGGAGCACGCUCGAAGCAGAGGUACCUGGAAAAAAGCGUAUACAUUUUUAACAGCCUGAAUUACCUAAACAUUAACUAUAAGAACUGGCUACUAGUGUACAAGACGUACAUUGAAAAGGUGACCUACCUAGUGGACCUCAUCCUGAAGAUCAAGAACAACAGAGUGAACAAGAAAAUUUAUUCCCUAAAAAAUUACCUGUACAUAAUUAACAACAUACAAAAACACCUGAGGGGAAUCACAUGCAUUAUCAAGUCGUCCCAUUACAUUAACUUCAAUAUUCAGAUCACGCCGAUUAUGUUUAUUGUGUAUCUUUUUAUCACCAUUUUUUUUUUCUCGCACAAUAAUUGUUUUGCGUUUAGCUACCUGGCACGUACCAACCGGGGACUUAAGAAUCUGCUCAAGGGUAGGAAGAAGGAGGCGGCUUUCUCCCUGUGCGGUGAGAACGGCGAGUCGGACGAUCAAGCGGAUGGGAAGGCGGACAGAAAAGGGGAUAGCAAAGCGGAUAGCAAAGCGGAAAGCCAAACGGAUGACCGAACCACCGGGGCGAAGGGCCCCCACCCGCAGACAGAAAAAAACCCGCAACGGGAUGAGGCAUACAAAAUUGAGCACUUAAAAUAUCAUAAAAAAUUAAAAAUGUCGAAUUUUUUCUCCAAAAAAAUUCUGAACAGAGAGUUUGAAGACAACGUGUUGAGGCUUCCCAAAAGUGGUGGCGACGUAGAGUACGAUGGGGGGACAGUGGCAUCUGCCUAUUCCAACACAAGGAAUGCGCUCUUCAGGAUGAGAGGAGAUAAUCACAUGGGAGGAGCAUACAUCCCGGUCGCUAGCAGAAAGAAGUACAAUGGAGAGGCAGCAACCUUCCCAGGAGAAGACGAAGCAGAGCUCCUCCAACACGGUGGGGGAAAAAAAAAAAUAUAUUACGAUGUGCAUAGCGAGUAUGCAAAGCUGAUCCUAAAAAGUAACGAAUUUUUCGAUGACCUCCUAGAGCUGUUCAUUUUGUUAAUUACAAAGAAACACCCCAUUUUAAAUAAAUAUACCAUUAUCUACAUAUACGAAUGCUUGUACACAUUGCUGAAUAUUUAUCAUUACAAUUACAUGCACAGUGGAGAAGAAAAUAACAGCAUUGGUCAGACAAAAAAUAUGUUCCUCUCUCUGAUGAAGCGAAUCGACCAUGAUGUACUGAACGAUUUUAUUUGCAACCUUUUUAUGGAUUCCUACAAGAGAUUUAUUACCAACAAGAAUUUUAUCAUUCCUGUUUAUUUUUACAGUAAUGUAUACAAAUUUAUUGAUUACAACACGGAGGUGUUUCUCUACACAAAUGGGGGAGGAGCCUCAUCUGGGCAGCGCACCUUCGGGAGUGAAGAGGUAACUACGUUAGGCGGCACUGCCUGGAUGGAUGGUGACCUGUUUGAGGAGGAGAGCUACCCGGGGGGGAGAAACCUGGUGAGCUUCCACUUUAAGGACCACCUGAAAAACAAAGUCCACCUGAAUAAUCGAAGCCUGAACAUAUAUGAGGAAGCCUUCUGUUGCAACUUUUUCUACAAUCGGAAUGACCUAAAUGUAUUAAGUAUCAACUUGCUGAUCUUUCUUCUGAACAAAAUCGGAAUACACGAAAUUGACAUUAAGAUAGACGAGCAGAAUAUAAAGAAACUCAUUAAGGGCAACCUAUUUCUGAUUCAUAAUGGGAAGGAGCAGAACCAGAGCCACAGCCACAGCCACAGCCACAGCCACAACCACAGCCACAGCCACAACCACAGCCACAGCCACAGCCACAACCACAACCACAACCACAACCAUAAUCAUGACAAAAUUCUGCACACGUGCUUUUUACUCAGCUCCCUUUGUGACACCACCUACGUGAACGAGUUUGUACAAAAAGCAGACCUCUUCAAUUUGUUCCUAAGUAGCAACAUCUUUGAUCAUCUAUAUGAAUAUAAAUUUAAUUACCUCUCCUCAAGUAUCCCCUUUUUGACAUUUCCCACCAAUUUUUUGGACAACAAAAAUAUUUACCUCCCUCUUCCCUCUCUCAUCAUUUCAUACGUAACUGUUAUUUUAAAAAUUGUUGACAAAAAGGGUCUUCAUUUAUUCAGAUGGAUUGGAAAUUGGAUUAUAAAAAAUAUUCACAUUUUUGUCAACCAUUUGAUUGUAAACAAUUAUUUGAUGAAAUCUAAGGAGAUCACUCACGAGGUGAAUAACUUCACGACGUAUAACCACGAGCUUGUGUAUAAGUGCCUGUGCUACGCCUCCACGUGCAACUUUUCCAAGCAGGGGGGCGGGUCCUCACACAGCGUAGCAGCAGGGGAAAGAAGCGAUGGGCGGGGUGGAAGCGGUGGACGCGGCGGAAGCGAUGGAAAGGGACGAAGUGACAACCGCGAAAAUGGCAACCUGCGUGACAACCGCGAAAAUGGUGACCGCCUCACCGAGGGGGGGGAGGACGCAGCCGGGACGUGGACCCACCCGGGCCAACGCCACGCGCAGCGAGACUGGCUGGGAGGAGACCCCCAUAAGGAGAAGGACAGAGCCAACUCGGAGGAAUUCAAAUUUAUUAAUCACGCCAACAUGGGGGCAGUCAAUUUGGAUAUAAUCUACGCCAGCACGUACUACCUGCUCAGACUGUACAAGAACUACCUCCUGUACAUACAUCAGAAUUACCUGACUUUGAAGAAGCUGAAAAUAAUGAGGACGAAGCGGGGGGGAAAGGGACUUGGUAGCAGAAGUGUCGAUGCGAAGAAGAAGCGAAGUGGCAACGGGAUGAUGAUGAUGGGACAGGGGUUCAUCGAAUCGGAUGAUGACGAGGGGGUUGGUCACGAAGGGGAUAUUAUGGAGGACGCUUCAGGGGAGAGCAGCGACGAUGGUGCGAGUGAAAAUGACAGCGCAGGGGAGGACGAGGGGAAGAACCACCCCCCUGGACGAAUAAACCGAAGGGGAAGAAAACCUGCAGGGGAUGCCCCCCAAGGAGGGGACUACUACGAUAGGCACUAUGACUACUACCACGACAGGGAGCAACAGCGCGAUGAGCAGAGGAGGAGAAGCACCAGUGGAAGAAGUGGAAGAAUUGGAACAAGUGGAAGAAGUGGAAGAAGUGGAAGAAGUGGAAGAAGUGGAAGAGGGAUGGACGCCCCGCCAGGCCAGAACUACAGCCCCAGCGUUGGUGACCCGUUUAUCGAAAAUAAGGUUCACAGUAUGGGAAUGGCGUAUCCUUCUUCCCCUGUGGAGCAGUACACACAUCAUGCACCGAAUGAGGAAGGAGGACUACGCAACAGUGAAGUUCACAGCGAAGGGAACAGCGAUGGAGAAGGGGAUGAAAGCCUCCCACUAAAUGCAUCACUAGAUACGUUAGGCGCAUCACUGGAUACGCUAGACUCCUCGCUAAAAUUCGAAUACAACGAAAUUUCUCUCAACAUUUGCAACCUAAUCAAGGAACACAAUUACAUCCUCCAUUAUAUUAAAGACCUCUUAAGUAUCCUCUCCAUUUUUGUGGUAUACGAUAUCAGCAUGAUUGAUGAAAAUGAGUUACUGAAUAAAAAUCUGAACAAAAGUAUGCUCGAAAAGAGAAGAAAAAAUAUAAGAACUCAUCGUAUUUUACAAAAUAUCAUCCCAAAAUAUUCCAUCAAAUUUCAUUGUAUCAAUCUUUGUCUUGACAUCAUCGAAUAUGAUAUCGGAUUGUAUGAUGAGUAUGUCCAGGAAUCCAAAACAAAAUAUUGUGAAUAUAUAAAAAUGGUUAUAAAGGUUUUUAUGAACACUUGUUUUUAUUUUAUCAAUUUGAUCAAAUUUGAAAAUUUUUUUAUGUUGAAGAGUGUAUCCUUGGCGAUGAAGAAGCUCACAAAUAUUAUUUACUUUUUAUUAAAUAAUUUGACAUCGAAGGAGAGGUCUUCUCCUGAGCAGAAUUUUAUGCUUAAUUGGUUGAUCUAUGACAGGGCUGCAGGUGGAGCAGCGUACGAUGCGCAGGGAGGAGCUGGAGGGGUCAACGAGCAGAGGAGCCACCCCUACCAGCCGCACUCGCCAUACCACUCCUACCAGCCGAACGAGCACGAAAUCAACACGGAGCUGUUUAACGCGGAGUACAACCUCUUUGGGGAGAAGAAGGCCGCCACAGGAGGAGGAAUGGCCACUUCCACCUCCGCUGCCACAGAGAACGUCAAGAAAUUUUUCGAAAACAUAGAAAUUGACAUUCACGUCAUGAAGAAGAUACUUACCUGUGUGAUUUACUUCACGUACGCCAUGCUGAACAAUCAAAAGGUGAACCAAAUUAACAUCGAGAGCAUCAACCUCAAGCAUAUUAAUCGCAUCGAUUUGAAGAAGCUUGCCAACUCCUACCUGGAGAAGAAUAACAUCCUCAACGUUUUCACCUUCAUCCUGCAGCGCUCCACGCAGAUCUACUACCUCAUCUACAACUACGCGGCGGCGGGGGGGAAGCGGUAA
This is a messenger RNA of Plasmodium cynomolgi strain B, 17658 nucleotides long. RefSeq lists its product as hypothetical. The record is from RefSeq and is a predicted model, not a curated record. The transcript is spliced from 2 exons. The coding region runs from base 1 to 17658 and encodes 5885 amino acids. Lineage: Eukaryota; Apicomplexa; Aconoidasida; Haemosporida; Plasmodiidae.